AACAUUUCAUCGAAUGUCUGAAGAACAAGAAAUUGAUUGGGGAGUUGGUGCUUAAGCAUUGCAUUAUAUGACAAGAGCAACCAAAGAUUGCAGUAAAAGAUGUGGAGCAUUAAAAGUGAAUAGAGAUUUUAAUGAGUCCGAAACAGAAUGUUUAAAGAAAUGUGCUGUUUACCAUGCCGGAGCAUCAAGUACUCAUAUGAGAUUUUUAAUCAACUAUGCUGAGACAGUGCAUCUGCAGUGAAGAAUUUUCAUAUAAUAAUCAUAUUAAAAUAACAUAAUCAUAAGAUAUUUA
Messenger RNA from Paramecium tetraurelia, 292 nucleotides. RefSeq lists its product as uncharacterized. NCBI's taxonomy places the organism in Eukaryota, Ciliophora, Oligohymenophorea, Peniculida, Parameciidae. The transcript is spliced from 2 exons. The record is from RefSeq and is a predicted model, not a curated record.